This is a messenger RNA of Dichomitus squalens LYAD-421 SS1, 3531 nucleotides long. RefSeq lists its product as uncharacterized. Bases 1 to 3531 code for a protein of 1176 amino acids. Lineage: Eukaryota; Fungi; Basidiomycota; Agaricomycetes; Polyporales; Polyporaceae. The record is from RefSeq and is a predicted model, not a curated record. The transcript is spliced from 3 exons.
AUGGCUUUCCUUGGUCUCUUCUCAAAACGCGACAAGAACAAGGCUCAGGAUGCGGCUACCAUCCACACCACAAGCGCAGCCUCUGACCUGGAUCCCAGCGAGCCCGACUACGUCCUGCCGUCAUCGAGCAAGGGUCCCUCCCUCUACUCAGUGCCUGGGGCCUCCUCUUCAAAGCUGAGGCUUGGAUUCAAAUCAAAGAGGCCCCCUCCCGCCGCGCUCAAUGACAGCAACCUCCUUGCGCCCCCAUCCUCGACGUUCCAGAGCUUCAGGUCGGGGUCCGAGAACAACCUCACUCCUCCUCCUCCGAAGUCGGCCAUCUUCGCGGGCUACGGCGACCCAACGAGCGCACAUUCCACGAGGUCGCUUCCAGCACAUCCCACCGUCCACUCUCGCUCAAAUUCAAAAGAGUACGUCGAUCUUGCCAACGCUCCGCCUCUCCUUCCGCCGAAGAACGGUAAAGGCGGCCUCUUCUCCUGGGCGCACAGAGAGCGCAAGAAGUCAAAAGCCCCGCCUCCCCCACCACAGCUGAACGCUGCAUCCGCGUCCGACGUUAACCUCGAUUCGGACUCGUUCAACCUCCGUGCAUUCCGCCAUGUUCGCCCCGUUUCUCCGAGCGAGCCACCGCCUUCGAUGUUACCCCCAGUCCGUCCUCGCCCACGCGAGAACAGCUUCGCCUCCGAUUCCUCCCAACGUAUCUCUGUAGCCGCCUUCAGGGAAGCCCAGGCCCGACGCAGCGCCGCCAAUUCUCCGACCCCUUCCUCAGUCAACAUGCUCUCUCCUGGAUCUGCGAACGGGCUCAGGCCGCCGUCGUCUUUCGCGAUGCGGAAGUCGAGAAGCAUCAGUGGCGACAGUGAUACUGACGAUUCUGAGGAGGCCGAAUCGGAAGCGGACUCCACGUUGAAGCCACGGCGCAACCGGUCCACAAAGCCACGAACCACUUCUCCCGUAGUGACCCCUGGGAAGAAGUCCGUCAGCGAGCUGGGUCAUAAGACCUUCAGGACCACGCCGCCACAACCGCCACCCAUGGUGAAGUCAGCGACUACUACAACAUCGUUCUCGGCGAACGACGCGUCGAGGGAGUCGAUGUAUGCGAGGCCACGUGCGUCUGCUUCUACUUCGGCUUUGCAACCCAACGCUGCGGCGCGUCAGGCUUCGCUCUUAGUUUCACAGCAAACGGUGCACCCACAACACCAGCAGCAGCGCGGCCAAGCUCAGCCACCGGGGAAGUUCGCCACCCCUCCUGCGAAACCCUCUCCGAAGACCACCCGUUCCACCUACCACGCCUCCUCCUCUUCAUCUUCAUCAUCCUCAAGCUCCUCCGAGGAUUCCGACUCAGAUGAUGCGCCUUUGGCCACGUUGGUCGGACCCAAACGACCAGGUAGCGCCGCAUCUUCCGCGCCUUCCUCUGCAUCCCGCGCGCGGGCGGCACCGCGUCUGCCACACAAGCCGCUUGUUGAUAUCACCGGGAUAGCACCUCCGACUCCACCGUCUGUCUUCGGUGAUACUGAUCGUCCACCGCUGCCUGCGAAGGAUUUGCCGCAGCCUUCUCCUCAAGCGCCCCAGAAGCCAGGCCACGCUUUGAAGCCCAGCCUCAACGAUCGCCUCGCGCGCUUGGCCAAGAAUGCAGCGAAGUCUACGGAGAAUGUGGAUCAGGCGAAGGAUGCGGAGUCGGGGCGCAAGCUUCCGACUCGCAGUGAGACUAUGCCCGUCGAGUCUCUGUCACUCCCGCCGAAACCUUCGGACGACGAGCCGUCACCGCCGCCCGCGGCACGACAGUCGCGGAAGGUCAACGGCCGCUCGAUGUCUUCCCCCAACGCGACGCUCGACGAAGUCAAGGCUCAGUCAGAGGGUGUUCCGAUCGUGCCGAUCUCUAUACGGACACGCACGCCUCCCCCGACCUUUGCUGUCACAUCGCGACCUCCGUCGCAGUUUCCUGCGGAUCCGCAAGAUUCUCGAGCUUCAGAAGAGACCGUGCGCGUUGGCCGUCAGAGGGCGUCCACGCUUGUGUCAGAUGGGGAUCUGUCGAGCAGCCAAGGCUUCACUGGAGGAGGGCUGCUUGCUGCUGUAUCGCCGUCCCGAGCUACACAAGCGCCCGCUUCUCGUGGCCGACAGCGGUCGAGCACAAUGAUCACGACACCGUCAAUGUCUUCCUCCCAGUCUUCACUUGCCGUGGACACACUGUCGAGACCGAUUCUCCGUACGUCGCAGGCAUCAUCGUCAUCCUCCCAGGAUCUGGUCCCACCCCGACUUGUCACCCGUUCGAGCAGUCCUGCUUCCGAGCAGAGCACGACAACUUCGGGGUCAUCCGCGCCCACAGCUUUGCGAUCGACGUUCAAGCCGAAAUCGGUGUUGAAGUCUUCGUCGUCAUCAGCCCAGUCGUCCCCUGUGGAUACGCGGUCUCGUCAAGCAAUUUUCCCUUCGGAAGAGACCCCGCCACGCAAGCCUUUCGCUGGUACGAGUUACACCGUAGCCUUACGCGGGAACAGCCCAGCAAGUUCUACCGGGGAUUCUAGCAGUGGUCGGACGCCUAUCACUCCUGUGGAUGGCAGUGAUAUCGGCACCAUGUCCACGAAGCGAGGGCACCGCAAAAGUUCCAGCGUUACGUUCGACGAGCAGAGUCGUGGUCGUCCGGGUUCGCGGGAGGGGAAGAAGGGAGAGGCAUCUGACAAUGACGAGGCUAGGAGACGCGAGAGGAGACGCAGCGAGGCCAAGGCAGCUAUCGAGCUGGGGAAGAUCGUCAAUGGCCGCGGCCCGAUCAUCACGACAGACGACGAAGGCACGCCGGAGAACAUGGGCCCGCGCAUCAGCAUGUUUAACCCUAUGGUGGGCCCAGGCAUGAACCCCAUGGGGCCUCUCGGCGCCUCAACGCCUUCCCCGAUGCCGUGGAGCCAGCCGGGGUCCCCAAGUGGGAUGAUGAACCCCAUGUUCCCGAUGAUGCCCCCUAGCACGGACCCGAUGCUCCUCGCAGCGCACCAGCAGGCGAUGAUGGCAGCCAAGCAAGCGUUCCAGAUGGCGUUCGCCCAGCAGGCGCUCGCUGCUGCUAACGAGGAGUGGGAGCGUGGGAGCACCGCCGCGAGUGCGUACGGCGGGUUUAGCGGUAUGGGCGGCAUGGGCGGUAUGCCGAUGGGUGGGGGGAUGAUGCCGGGGAUGGGUAUGCCGUGGGGGAUGCAGAUGUUCCCGACCUCGCCGUCGAUGUACGCGGGAAGUGUCAUGGGGGGAAGCGAGCUCGGUGUCCCGAACCCGGGGCGGGGCGCGGGGUGGGCUUCGCGCACGGCGUAUAAUGAGCAGGGAGGAUACACAGGCAGUGCCGCUGAGCGGGCCUCUGCCGUGUAUAGGAGUUCACAGUACAUGGCGUUGGGAGGUGGGGGCGGGUUCUCUGGAGCUAGAAGCGAGAUCGGUGGUCCAACGAGCCGUGGGCAGCAGCGGCCGCGCACAAAAACUAACCCAUCGGAUGCGCCUUUACCGUCGCCUGUCAAGAGGGGCGGGCCUCCGCCGUCGAGCUGGAGUACGAGAGGCACUAAACCCGCAUAG